This is a messenger RNA of Alternaria burnsii, 2298 nucleotides long. RefSeq lists its product as uncharacterized. Bases 1 to 2298 code for a protein of 765 amino acids. NCBI's taxonomy places the organism in Eukaryota, Fungi, Ascomycota, Dothideomycetes, Pleosporales, Pleosporaceae. The record is from RefSeq and is a predicted model, not a curated record. The transcript is spliced from 2 exons. Gene Ontology annotation, cellular component: cytoplasm; nucleus.
AUGCAGGAUGAUGAGGAACGAUAUGCGGACGGCUUUGCUGAAUACGGCAGCUAUUUUGGUGGACCUUCCUUCGACUACCUUUUGCCGGCUCAAUCGACUUCCUCAGCGAUAGCAGGAGCGUCUAACGAACACGUAUUGUGCUCAGAUACCGACUCACACAAGCCUGCUUACACGGCGCCUGGAUACAGAGAAAAGGAUGGUAAUUUUCCUUCGACAUCUUACCCAACGCCACAAAUAGCGCCUUCGCCGCUGAACUAUCAUCAAAGAGCCCAGAGUCAUGGUCCUGCAACUAGUGAGUUCUCUCAAUUACCGAUCAGCCCGGGCGCCCAAGCUUCUAAAGCUCAUACAUCACAGGAUAAGGCUGAGUCUUCGCAACCACAACCUCUACGCUUUCUUAAACGUGCUUCAACAGCUCUCCCGACUCCUCCGAUGUCUUGGGGGAGUAGCGCUAGCAACGGAGAUGGCCUCUCAGAUCGAAUGCAGUCCAUAUAUAUCGCUUCUGAACACCCUAGAGCCUCCAAUCCGGCACCAGAGCCAUUGAGGAUAGCUCAUGGAACUUUUGGGCAUGUUACUACUACCAGCAAUACAAGCAGUACUCGCAGCUCUAGUAUCAUCUCGUCGCCCAUGCAAGGCUUGCCCGGUAGUCCUUUCCAGUUAUCACAGAGGGGUUUCUCCAUUUCCACCAUGCAGAGUACAGAGAGCGAGGCAACGGAAAUGAAACCCAGCGAGGCUCAGGCUGAGAUAUUGCGCAGGAUCAGUCGAAGAACUGACGCGUCGAGUCAGACGGGUCUUUCGUCUUUCAAGAAAAGCUUCUCACUUAAAAGGGCAGCCACUUCGGCAAAACCAGCUAAUAGACCAUCACAGGACACGUUGACUGACGUUCUCGAAGAAGUUGCUGCAGAAGGUAGCCUUUCUCUCGUCAAAGCAGUCAUUGGUAUGGGAGCUGAUCCUAUGUAUCGAUCAAUCGGUAAAUUGAAAAGACUGAAGCACGAAGCUUUAGCAAAGGCUACCUUGAGUGGACGAGCAAAAGUGGUCGACUAUCUUUUGAGGGAAGGUGCCACUUACGGAGAGACCGCGAAGAGAAGUGACUAUACUCCAAUGGAUUGCGCGGUGCUUGCAGCUGCCUACAAAGGGCACGCGGAUCUCAUCAACUGUCUCGUAGCGUCGCAUGGAGCAAACCCAAUGGUUGAGCAAUGGCCGCGGGAGAUGUAUGACGCCCAACACUACUGGGCGGAAAACCAAGUCAGACUUGCGAAAACUAGCCUCCUCGAUGGCCUUUCCAAGUGGAAGAAUGUUGAUCAAGGCACAAACACACUAAAACUCAUUAUGCAGCAUGAAAAGUUUGAUCCAACGGCUCUAAUUUCCGGCGUAUUCGAUAAUAAGAGCGAGCUGCAGAGCGCUGAGUUUGGGCAUCGCCCAUGGCAGACGACAUAUGAGUACUCGGUGCUAGCUUGCUUCGUCCGCGCUGGAUGGGCAGACGCAGUGGAAGAGAUGUUGAGCAUAAAGGGAAAACCAAAACACUAUGAAAAAGAAGACGAUGUCUUGCAAUAUCAAGGAAAGGUCACCCGCUAUGUGUCACCAAUCAAUGCGUUGACAAAAGAAACAUGGAGCAAGCGACCAGAGGACGCACUUCGCAUACUAAGACUUUUGAUCGACAGAGGCUUUGAUCUAUGUCUUGCACAACGCACCGCCACCGAUCUGGGGGUGCGGACAGCGAUCGGGCGAGCGAUUUCAGCAGACGCUGCCCAAGGAGUCGAACUUAUCUUGCAGGCCCAAGGCGGGCUAGUACGAGAGGACGUCUUCUUCCGUCGAAACAGAAGAGAGAUAAAUGCUCUACCACUAGCUGCUGCUCUUUCGUUCAACUCUCUAGAAGCGGCGCAUGUACUACUUCGCGCUGGCGCGCAUCCUCGAGAUCCAGCGUUUGAUGACAUGAACGUACUGCAGUUCUCCGCCUAUCACAGUAGUGCAACCAAUUCUUCGAUGCUUACGGAAAUGAUAGGCCUUGCCCCGGAAUUAACGUACGAUGCGUUGAGUUUUGCCAUCAACGGCAUCAACAAAGAUGCAGUACGUGUGCUUUUGGACACCAUCUCCACAGCCGCUCGACGCGAACAGAUCGCCGCUCUGCCACCUAUUCACGAUAUGCUUCUCCACUGCACUCCUCCCACCGAACCGGAGCUCAAAACGCAAUACCUAGAGCUCAUCGACAUGGUCGUGCAAUGGGACGUUGGAUACGCGCUACAAUGUCCGCAACUUCCGGCAAUCUUGUCGGCAAUUCGGAAAGACAACUACAUUGCCUAG